AUGCCUCCUGUUAACCCAGUGAUCGUCUCAGCCGGCUUCAUCGCCAUUUCCGUGGCCGUCGUCACCGCCAUCGCCGUCUAUGAAUCCCCCGAAGUCCGCCGCAUGGCUGACGACCUCCGUCGCCGUAUUGCCGUUGCCAUGCAGUCCCUCAACGACACCGUGAACGGCGAGGACACCGACGAACGGACCAGAAACAGACAACACGAAGGCGAGCCUGUCUUCAACCGCCCCGAGGACGCCGAGGGCUUCAUGCUCUCGCAAGGCCGCCGCGCGGCCGGAGACCCGGGCGUCGUGGCCGACGAGGAGUCCCGCCGCCGCCAGCGCGAGGAGCUCCUGUACUGGAACCGCAUGCAGAUGGAACGCAAGAAGGAGGAGGAACGCAAGGCCAGAGAGGCGGCCCGUACACAGGCACCGACGGGCGAGUCGCCGUCCUCGGCGCUGGAAAGCCUGCAGAGAGCCACCCGGGACGCAGCCGCAGCGGCCGGUAUUUACUUGCCGUCGCUGGGUGGACCCCAGGCCCAGCCUCGCAGCAAGACGUCGUUUGACCAGUUUAUGCGCCCGGACCACAACGCCGACCGCGGUACCUUUGUCGUCAACACGGGCGCCGAUCUGAUGCGGAUGAGUGACUCGCAGCUGUCGUCGGCCGAGGACCCCUUCAGCAGCGGUAUGCUCCGUCGCCGGCGGCCCGAGGGCGUGCGUGGUCUUCACACGGCUGCGCUGUACGCCAACCCGUUCGGCGACGAGUACGGCAUUGAGAUGGACGAGCACGACGACGACCAUAGCGUCCGCAACGAGCGCCGCCACACGGCCGACCCGACGGCCGCCGAGGCGUACAACGCGGGCACUGCCUACCUGAUUGCACCCGACCGGGACGAGACCAUGUCCGACAUCUACAGCGCGACGGAACCCGACACCAGCACGAACCACAUGGACGCCGUGUUCGAUCCUCUGCCGGCGAUCCCCGAGGCCCGGCAGACCACCCGCUCCGAGGUCUUCUUUGACGUCGACGACUACGCCGACGAGGCCAAGGCCGAGGCGUCACCCACCACGCUCGCCGCUGCCGAAAUCGACUCCCAGCUGUCUCUGCGGCUGUUCCGCAAGCCCGAGGACAAUGCCAUCGACGACACGGUUGUUCUGCCAGGCCAAGACACCCAGGAGGCCAACCAGGAGGCCAACCAGGUCAACACCGAGGCCUACAACUCCAUCCAGGCCUGGGCCCAAAACUCCAGCAGCCUGCCCGGCUUCUACUCGCCGCUGCCCGUCACACCCUCGGUCGGCAUGUCCGAGCCGUCCAUUAUUAGCGGCGGCGAGAUGACGCCCACCGGGUCCGUGUCUGUGUGGGGCGACGACCACUCGGUCGUUGACCAUGCCGAUGCGCAGACGGACAGUGUUCCGGAGCUUGUCCCGGUGGCAGCAGCACAGAUCGCGGCGGCACCGUCCGUGCCCUCGACCACACCGUCCUCGUCUUCCGCCGUGUCCGUCGCCGAUGCCGGCGCCUCCGACUACGGCGUGCUCAGCGAAGCCGACGACAACAGCGACAACGGCGAGAACGGCGAGAACGGCGAGAACGAGAGCGAGAGCGAGGGUGUCCUGACGCCGACGAGCUGGUCCGAGGUGGGCAGCGUCGUGAGCGAGAGCGAUGCAGGUGUGCACGCCGUGCAGGCAUAA
This is a messenger RNA of Sporothrix brasiliensis 5110, 1668 nucleotides long. RefSeq lists its product as uncharacterized. Lineage: Eukaryota; Fungi; Ascomycota; Sordariomycetes; Ophiostomatales; Ophiostomataceae. The transcript has a single exon. The coding region runs from base 1 to 1668 and encodes 555 amino acids. The record is from RefSeq and is a predicted model, not a curated record.